UAUAGUAUUUGUAUUACCUACAGUUUAAGGCGCGUAUAAAUUGGUCGCUCGGCGACCCCGUAAUGUUGUCAGUAUUUCUCUAAUGAAACCAUUGAAAAUAUCGACUGACUCAUUUGAGGCCGAUCCGCUCGCACCAAACAGUCUGCUCUUGGCCGAACCAUUAUUGUAAACAACGUUCUGUAAUGUUUAUUUUUGUUGAUUGGCUCAUGUGGGCUGGUGGUGAAUCGAACUUUACUAUCGGAAUCGCCUGUUCGUAGAAACAGCGAGCACAAGUCGCGGAAAUGAAGCCGACACCGCAUCCCACAGCCAACACUUUCCUGUUCUUGGGCGAUAAAGAUGUGUCGCAAAUCAGCGGCAUUUGGAAGGCUAUACACAUUUCCAUCUACGUCGCCCUGGCUGUAGUGGCCUUUGUAACUUCCAUGGCCGCAGGCAACAUGUUUCAAACUUUCAACUACAACUGCGUCUUGUACUGUACGGAGAUUCAAUUCGAAGUUGUCCAAUUGGAGGCUGGGGAAGUCGAAGAGCGCAACGCCACUGUGGGGAACCAAUUGGAGAAUGCCACGCAGGUUGCUCUCAACUCUGACGCGGAGUGGGGGAAUCAAUCCAAGAGCCAGGCUCUAAAUGGAACGGCCUUCCAGGCCAGCAUCGACUUGAGUAAGACUGUCUUCCCGCCCCACUAUUGGUGCAACUUCGUCCUGGCCACCGCCUUGAUCAGUUUCAUCUUCUCCACGUUCUGCGUCGUUCUGCUGGCCAUGUGCUCCAAAGGAGGCAAAGGCCACGACAACACGUUGAACCGCCCGCAAAACAUUGUCUACCCCAUCUUGGUGUCCUCCAUCAUCCUGCUCGUCCUCAACUCAGUGGCUUCUUUAGUGGUCAAGCGGGGCAUGCAGCAGUUUUGUGCGACUUUCCAGGACUUCGCCCACCAGGACAGCUGCUCCUCUUCGAUCAACCUUUUCACCAUUCAUGAGAGGCAGCGCGAUUUCUACACCCCUUAUCUGGUACUGGCCCAUGCCUUCAAUAUCGCGAUUAUUCUGAUCACAGGCCAGUUGGUCCUCACUCUGCUGAGGGUGAUUUAUGCUGUGGAUUAUCAACUGUAUGCGCUUGAAGCCAGGGAGGAUCGCCUCGAACUGGAAGGCGAAAUUUUGGAGAGCGAACGCGCCCUUUGAACCUCCUGAUGCGCCUUUGCUGCUAAAAAGUUGCUAAAUAAACAGACAGUAAUUUAUCGGUGCGCUGCCGGGGUUUCUCGUUGGGCCACUCGCGGUUUUUGAGACCGAGAUUCAGAGCGACACCCUAGAAAUGGCGAGUGGCACAACUAGAAACCUGCAGGUUUACAACUCAAUUUCGACUGCUUUUAAAACUCUUGUAUAAUAAACUCCAGGAUUGCGAAUUAACGCCAACA
Messenger RNA from Dendroctonus ponderosae (mountain pine beetle), 1399 nucleotides. RefSeq lists its product as uncharacterized. Lineage: Eukaryota; Metazoa; Arthropoda; Insecta; Coleoptera; Curculionidae. The record is from RefSeq and is a predicted model, not a curated record. The transcript has 4 exons. Bases 282 to 1166 code for a protein of 294 amino acids.